AUGAAGAAUAUUGACCUCCAGGAUGGACAAAGCGGGCAAGUGGUAACAUCCUUCCUACCAAGAUCCCACAAUAAGGACCAGACACUACCGGACAACGUUCCUGCGGUAGAGGAUGUGACCAUCACAGAUCAGUUAUUUGGUGCUAAACGGGGUCUGAGAGUGAUUGUGAUCGGGGCUGGCGCAUCUGGGCUCAAUUUCUUCAAGAGGGCCGAAGAGCAGGCAGAAAACCUGGAUAUCGUGUGCUACGAAAAGAAUGCCGAUAUUGGGGGCACUUGGCUCGAGAACCGUUAUCCCGGUUGUGCUUUCUACCAGUUCCCGUGGAGACCUGCUCGCUGGUCGCAAUUCUGGUCCCAUUCAGAGGAGAUUUGGAGUUAUCUCAAAUUGGUAGAACAAGAGAACCGAUUCGUCGAAAAGUACGUCAAACUACAGCACCAGGUUGAGGCGUUGUCGUGGAGUGAUAAGAACGCGAAAUGGAAAGUCAGCGUUCACGAUGCUCAACGUGAUCUCCGAUUUGAAGACCAUGCUGAUGUGGUAAUCAACUGCACUGGAGUGUUAAGUAACUGGAAAUGGCCCGCUAUCCCAGGCCUGCAGACGUUUCGGGGAACUCUCCUCCAUUCUGCGGCCUGGGACUCUUCGAUCAGCCUGAAAGGGAAGCGCGUCGCUCUCGUUGGUGCUGGUAGCAGCGCCGUGCAGAUCUUACCGAGCAUCUACGAAGACGUUGACAAAGUCUACACAUGGGUUCGUAGCAAAAUCUGGAUUACCGGAAAUUUCAGCCAGACUUUUACGCGAGCCGACGGGUCUAACUAUCAGUAUACGGAAGAACAGCAGGAAAUCUUUAAUGAUUCUAGUCACGACGAAUAUCUGGCGUACCGCAAGAUGGUCGAGGAGCCAUUUAACCGGCGCUUCGAGUUCAUUAUCAAUGGCAGCGAGGCGCAGCAAAAUACGUUUGAUUAUUGCAACGAACACAUGAGGUCCAGCCUCCAAACAAGAUCUGACCUCAUUGAGAAGAUUGUGCCUACCGACUUUUAUGUUGGUUGCAGAAGACCCACCCCCGGCUAUGGAUAUCUUCAAAGCCUUUGCGCGUCGAAAACCACCACGUAUACAGACAGCUUAAAGACCAUCACCGAAAAAGGUUUCAUUGACCCCGAAGGCAAUGAGCAAGAAGUUGACGUUAUCAUCUGUGCUACCGGAUUCGACACAUCCUUCAAACCCCGGAUCCCACUUCUCGUCAAUGGGGUCGACAUGCGCCAGAAAUGGGCCCAAGACCAGCAUCCGCCCUCAUACCUCAGUGUUGCCUUGGGAGGGGUGCCGAACUAUCUGACAUCUGGGGGUGCAUACUUCCCUGUCGCCCACGGAUCAUUCUUUCCUCUCAUCGACUCUUUCUGCAACUAUGCCCUCAAGCUCACUGAGAAAAUACAGGUUGACAACAUUGCAUGGGUGGCACCCAAUGAAAUGAAGACGAAGCAAUUUCUGCGGUACGCUAACACCUUCCUUAAGCGAACGGCCUGGAAUGGGCCUUGCUCGUCAUGGUUUAAAGGUGGGACUGUGGACGGUCAACCGGCGCUGUACCCCGGAUCACGGCUGAGCUUCAUGAAGCUCAUAGAGAAUGUCCGGUUCGAGGACUACGACAUCGAGUACCUUGAUCGAGAGAAUCCUUUCGCUUUUCUAGGAAAGGGAAAGCAUGUGUGUGAGGAAGAUGGCAGCGAUGUCACGUGGUAUUUAGGGUCGACUAGCGACCAGACCUUGAAAGAUACCCUGCGAGAGCGGAUGACGGCGCCAAAGUCGGCGUGA
Messenger RNA from Exophiala aquamarina CBS 119918, 1791 nucleotides. RefSeq lists its product as uncharacterized. The transcript has 2 exons. NCBI's taxonomy places the organism in Eukaryota, Fungi, Ascomycota, Eurotiomycetes, Chaetothyriales, Herpotrichiellaceae. The coding region runs from base 1 to 1791 and encodes 596 amino acids. Gene Ontology annotation, molecular function: NADP binding; N,N-dimethylaniline monooxygenase activity; flavin adenine dinucleotide binding. The record is from RefSeq and is a predicted model, not a curated record.